UUGUCCCCUUGUAGCUUGGAGUAACCAGCCAGCGGCAAAAUGAAAUUACUCAAAAACCCUCUACCCUUCUAAACCCUGCCUUAUUUUGAUCAAAGCUUUCUAUUUUUGUGUUUCACGAUGUCAUCUUUGUCUAGAUUCGUUGUCAAAGAUUACAAUCUGCAAACAUAUGAUGCUAUAUGUAGAAGACCCUUGUAUUUGAUUCCUGCUACAAGGCUACAGCCAGCUCAUCCGGAUGUUAGAGCUGGAAUAUCUGUGCCUGAGAAUGGGAUAGGUUGGGCAAUCCAACGCAAGCCAAGUAGUCCCCUAGUUGCUCUUGCGGCCCCUUCCUCCAUCAUUCCUGCUUCAAGGAAUUCCAGAGUUGUGUGCAAGGCUGCAGCAAAUGUAUCCGGAGAUUUUCCUACGCCAAGUGGGAUGAACCAGUACGAAAGAAUGAUUGAAACUUUGACAACUCUUUUCCCUGUGUGGUUAUUCUGGGGAACUAUUAUUGGUAUCUACAAGCCAGCUGCGGUAACAUGGUUAGAGACAGAUCUUUUCACCAUUGGCCUAGGUUUCCUCAUGCUUUCAAUGGGAUUAACAUUAACCUUUGAGGAUUUCAGACGCUGUCUACGGAACCCAUGGACUGUAGGUGUAGGAUUUCUUGCUCAAUACGUAAUCAAGCCUAUGCUAGGAUUUGCUAUUGCAAUGACUCUGAAACUUUCUGCUCCACUUGCAACUGGUCUUAUUUUGGUCUCAUGCUGCCCUGGUGGUCAGGCGUUAAAUGUUGCAACCUAUAUAUCUAGGGGGGAUGUAGCACUCUCUGUUCUCAUGACAACAUGUUCAACUAUUGGAGCAAUAGUUAUGACACCCCUCCUCACGAAGCUUCUUGCCGGUCAGCUUGUUCCUGUUGAUGCUGCGGGUCUUGCUAUCAGCACUUUUCAGGUUGUGUUAGUACCAACAAUUGUUGGAGUCUUGUUCAAUGAAUUCUUUCCCAAAUUCACUUCAAAAAUAAUCUCAGUAACUCCAUUAAUUGGAGUUAUUCUCACUACUCUACUUUGUACAAGCCCUAUUGGCCAAGUAUCUGAAGUCUUGAAAGCCCAAGGAGCUCAGCUAAUAUCGCCUGUAGCUCUCCUACAUGCUGUCGCAUUUGCCCUUGGUUACUGGAUUUCAAAAAUAUCAUUUGGUGAAUCCACUUCUCGGACCAUAUCCAUUGAAUGUGGUAUGCAGAGCUCUGCACUUGGUUUCUUGCUUGCCCAGAAACAUUUUACCAAUCCCCUAGUCGCUGUUCCUUCUGCAGUUAGUGUGGUUUGCAUGGCGCUUGGUGGGAGUGCUCUUGCUGUGUAUUGGAGGAACAGACCACUUCCUGUGGAUGACAAGGCUGAUUUUAAAGAAUGACAAGUUUUCACCAAUAUUCUUUUCUUGUAUCUUUUGAUCUUAGAGAUUUUUUUUUUCCAUUUUUUUGUAGGAAAGUCAGUUGUUGGAUAGGAUGAAUUUUAGUAGAAAUAAAAGAAAUAUAAGUGACUAUAAUCUUAAGUUUGUGUAUUGAGCUUAGUUCAAACUCGAAGUUCAAGUUUGAU
Messenger RNA from Durio zibethinus, 1553 nucleotides. NCBI's taxonomy places the organism in Eukaryota, Viridiplantae, Streptophyta, Magnoliopsida, Malvales, Malvaceae. The record is from RefSeq and is a predicted model, not a curated record.